GUUUUCGGGUUCGGAGCGAACGAAGAAAUCCGGUCUGCUGUUAAGCUGACCAAAACAUCGGCGAACUGUACCAGUGGCCCUUUCAUACAUACGUCCGCAAAACUGCACAACAGCAGAAGAAGUCGACUUUGAUUUUCCAUUCUAUUUUUCUUCUUUCCAAACGUAGCUGCUGAAUUGUACCGGUGAUCGACAUCAGCAAGUCCAUCACACAGCUAAAGCAAGCUAUCGAUUCCUUAGGAAAAUUCAAGAAUGCGGUCGAAAUUAGCAUCUUCUUGGUUUCUAGGGUUGGCGAUCUCCGUUGCUCUCGCUGCUCUAUUUCUCCGCUCCUCAGUAAAGACGCCUACCCAAUCUAAGCUGUGGACCCCAGAGGAGCUGACUAUGUACAAUGGAACUGAUGAUAGAUUGCCCAUUCUCCUAGGAAUUCUUGGCUCCGUGUUUGAUGUCACAAAAGGAAGAACUCAUUAUGGUCCAGGAGGGGGUUACAAUCAUUUUGCCGGCAGGGAUGCAUCUCGUGCGUUUAUUUCAGGAAACUUUACAGGGGAUGGAUUAACGGACUCAUUGCAGGGUUUAUCUACUUCAGAGAUGAAAAGCAUAGUUGAUUGGCGUGCUUUCUACUUCAGAAGCUACAUAUUUGUUGGUAAAUUAGUGGGUCGGUACUACAAUAGCCAAGGAAACCCGACCAAGUAUUUAAAGGGAGUCGAAGCGAAGGCUGCUAGAGGGGCCCAGCUUUUAGAGAAACAGAAGAAUGAAGAAGCUAAAUUGCCCACUUGUAAUUCAAGAUGGAGUCAGGAAGAGGGAGGAGAGGUAUGGUGCGAUGUUGGCUACCCGAGGUUAGUCCAAAGACCUUUAGAAAUUGCACUGACUGGGAAAAUGAGCCGGCGCUGUGCAUGCUUCAAGGAAGAAGAACUAGAUCAGCCAGGCCUGGAGGUAUAUGAUGGUUGUGAGAGGUUGUCAAAGACCUGUCCCGUCUGAAAUUCUUCCACGAUUUUCUUCUUCUUCUUCUUCUUCUUUUAUAAAUAUUUAUAUUUUUGAUCGGUAAAGAACUGGAUCAGCCAAGCUUGGAGGCAUGUUAUGGUUGUCAAAGACCUCCCUCUUUUGAAACUCUUCUGCGAUUAUCGUCUUCUUUGUUUCUUUUUUUUCCUAUAUAUAUAUAUAUCAGUGGUAUUACUUGACCUAAGGGCAUGAGCCUAUAGCUCACCGGUGGAUUGGGUGUGUUUGAACAUUGAGGUCUCAGGUUCGAGCUCAGCUUACCUAUUUAAAAAAAGUAUUACUUUACCAAUUUUCAACUGAAUUACACGGCAAAUGUAGAAAACAUAAAAUUAUUGGGAUCACCUGUUUCAUUUUUGAA
Magnolia sinica is the source of this 1348-nucleotide messenger RNA. Its product is annotated as membrane-associated progesterone-binding protein 4. The transcript has 8 exons. The record is from RefSeq and is a predicted model, not a curated record. Gene Ontology annotation, cellular component: endomembrane system; membrane. The coding region runs from base 250 to 972 and encodes 240 amino acids. NCBI's taxonomy places the organism in Eukaryota, Viridiplantae, Streptophyta, Magnoliopsida, Magnoliales, Magnoliaceae.